Scomber scombrus (Atlantic mackerel) is the source of this 1227-nucleotide messenger RNA. Its product is annotated as keratin, type I cytoskeletal 18-like. The record is from RefSeq and is a predicted model, not a curated record. The coding region runs from base 112 to 1191 and encodes 359 amino acids. Gene Ontology annotation, cellular component: keratin filament. Gene Ontology annotation, biological process: intermediate filament cytoskeleton organization. The transcript is spliced from 7 exons. Gene Ontology annotation, molecular function: structural molecule activity. Lineage: Eukaryota; Metazoa; Chordata; Actinopteri; Scombriformes; Scombridae.
UCCUCCUACGCCCACAGUGUUAGCGGAGGGGCAGGGGGCUACGGGACCAAGAUAUCUGUCGCCUAUGGCCGUGGUAGCGGUGGGUAUGACUACGAAUCAACAUCCUCGGGGAUGAGUUCUGGAGCCCUGGCCAUCGGGAAUGAGAAGGUAGCCAUGCAGCACCUGAAUGACCGCCUGGCCAGCUACCUGGAGACGGUGAGGAACCUGGAGAAGGCCAACGGCAAGCUGGAGAUCAAGAUCCGAGAGGCCAUGGAGAAGAGAGGCCCAGUGGAGGAUAAAAACUUCGACAGGUACAACACCAUCAUCUCGGAGCUGAGAGCCAAGAUACUUCUAAUGAUCAAGGACAACGCACAUCUCGCUAUCGCAGUGGACAACGCACGCCUGGCCUCAGACGACUUCAGAGUCAAGAUGGAGUAUGAGCUAGCCAUGCGUCAGACAGUGGAGGCCGAUGUUGCGAGACUGAGGAAGCUUCUGGAUGACACCAAUGUUAUGCGUAUGCACCUGGAGAGCGACAUUGAGUCUCUGAAGGAAGAGUUGAUCACCCUUAAGAAGAACCAUGAGAUGGAUGUUUCUGAAUUGCGUGGACAGAUCCACCAUGGCGUCCAUGUGGACGUUGAUGCUCCUAAAGGACAGGAUCUGGCUAGGAUCAUGGACGAGAUGAGGGCUAAGUAUGAGCUGAUAGCACAGAAGAACCAGGAUGAGGUCAAAGCAUGGCAUGAAUCUCAGAUCACAGAGGUGCAGGGGCAUGUGAAUGAGCAGUCAUCUGCCCUGAAGGAUGCCACGAAUGUAGUGACUGAAACUAAGAGGAGCUAUCAGGCACUGGAGAUUGAACUGCAGUCGGAGCUUAGACUCAAAGAAAACCUGAAGGCUACCCUCCGUGACGUCGAAAUGCGUAACAGCAUAGAGAUGGAGAAGUACAACGCAAUCCUCCUGAAGCUUCAGGAUGAGCUCACAAAGAUCCGCGCCGACAUCCAUCACAGCAUGCGCGAGUACGAGCAACUGUUCAACAUCAAGGUGAAACUGGAGGCCGAGAUCGGCGAGUACAGGAGGCUGCUGGAUGGAGACUUUAAACUUGAGGAUGCAGUUGCAGUAGUUAAGGAUCCUAAGGUCGAGACCAAGGUGGUAACAAUCACUCAGAGACUGGUGGAUGGCAAAGUGGUGGAACAGAGCCAAGACGUCCAGUCUGCUUAAAAUGAAAGUGGUGCAUUAAAAACUGAAAACCUGUGA